CUUCAAAGGGACCGGUACUUCGGCGUAGGCCCCGCCCCCUUCUCUAGCACGCAGUGACCUUGGCGCGCAGCACGCUCUCCGCCACUCCGUGAGUCCGCCGCCGAGUCUCCAUCCGCCGCUCCAGCUCCAGCUCCAUCGCCCCUGAACUCAGCGCGGACAGCGUCCAUCAACAACGCCACACCGACAGCGCGCUGUCUCCGGGUUGGUCCCGCUGCCGUCGUCCGAUAUGGAAGCGGCCGCCUCAUCCACCUCCAGCCGGUGCAGAUACAGUUAUGAAGAGUAUAAGGAGACUGCAGACUGGCUGUUGGCCCAGACGGAGCAGCGUCCUAAAGUCGCCAUCAUCUGCGGCUCAGGCCUGGGCGGGCUGGCCGACCAGCUGCUUGACAAGACGGUGGUCAAGUAUGACAAAAUCCCACACUUCCCCACCAGCACUGUGCCGGGCCAUGCCGGGCAGCUGGUGUUCGGGACGCUGCAGGGCCGCGAGUGUGUCUGCAUGCAAGGCCGAUUCCACGUCUACGAGGGCUACGACGUAAACACGGUGACGUACCCGCUGCGAGUCUUCUCCCUGCUGGGCGUGGAAACCGUGAUCGUGACGAACGCAGCGGGGGGGCUCAACGGCAGCUACGCCGUGGGCGACAUCAUGAUCAUUAAGGACCACAUCAACAUGCCGGGCUUCGCGGGGACGAACCCGCUCUGCGGCCACAAUGACGACAGGUUCGGGGUGCGCUUCCCGUGCAUGUCGGACGCGUACGACCGCGAGCUGAGGGCUCUGGUCAAGCAGGUGGCCGAGGAGCAGGGCUGCGGCGGCUUCCUGCAGGAAGGGGUUUACUGCAUGGUGGCUGGACCGUCAUACGAGACCAUCGCAGAGUGCAAACUCCUGCAGACGCUGGGGGCUGACGCCGUGGGUAUGAGCACGGUGCCGGAGGUGUUGGUGGCUCGUCACUGUGGCCUGCGUGUGCUGGGUCUGUCCCUCGUCACCAACAAGGUGGUGGUGGACUACGACAGCGGCGAGAAGGCCAACCACGAGGAGGUUCUGAAGACCACCCAGCGCAGAACCGAGGACCUCCAGAGGCUCAUCAGCAACCUCGUCUCCAAGAUCUAGUCCCUUCAUCUGAAAACUGCAGACAGAAAACAUAUCCAACCUUAUAAUGGAGUCGUUGGCGUGGAGCUUUUAACAAAGGGUAAAAAAAACGAAGAGGUGCAAAUGGUGAACUGGUCGGGUGUCUCCUAAAUCUGUAGGUGAAAAAUGUGUUGGGACGAUAUUGACAUGGUAGUUAUGAUCCCUGACAUCCUGUUCUUGUAGAUGGAGACUCAGCAACAGUUGUUUUGUUUUAUUUUGCUGGUCUCCAGAUACUUAUCCAUAAUUAAGGCCCGUAGGAUGAUACACUCCAUUAUUUAGCAUUACAUUUGUUAUAUGGGUACAUGCUGUAUGUCUUAUUUGCCUUUAGCCAAGUAUUCCACUUCCACCUAUGUAAGCAUCGCUGAAGGCUUAAAGUGUCUGCCCCAUGUGCACCGUGACAUGUGGGUGCCUGGAUAGAGAACAAAAACAACCUGUUAGCUUGAAUCCUCGUAACAAUGGUUGCGAAUUAGAAAGACAAUAAUUGAGUAAUUAUUGUGAUCAAACAGGAUCAUUGGGACCAGCUGCAAACCUGCUGCUUGUUAUUAACAAUGUAUAAUAUAUAUAUAUAUAUAUAUAUAUAUAUAUAUAUAAUAUUUUAUUAAUUUAGCUAUAAAUUAUAGCGAGUAUUUUCACAGAUCAAAUCAGAGUUGCUUCUUUUGGAAGAAGAUAACUCACGUAUUUUAAAUAUGUAAUGCAUUUAUAUUCAUAGUGUUGACAUGGCAUGGCAAUGCCAAUCUUUAAAGGAUCUCAAUUUUUUAAAAAGGCAAUGGAGUUUUAGCUGAAAAGCACGGCGGCUCUGGUCGAGCAUUCGUGGUGUAUGAAGGUUGUACUGGGCGGAUUGCAUUGGGAUCCCUUUUAUUUGAACAACACCACAGCAGUGUAAUAUCAGGGAGGGCUGUACUACCUGAAUACCUGCGCCUGCAGUGUUCAAUCUUCUCCUCCACGAUCCGGAACCUCCUGCCAGGUCCCCUCGGCCGACUCAUUCAUUAGAGCUGCAGCGGCCAGGAGAAAUCCUCCAGUCGUAAAGGGGAAUUCCAGCCAGAGUGAAUGUAAACUCAGGAAUGUAAAAUCAGAAUUGCUCCAUAUACACAAUAAACAUGAUCUUGUUAUUUGCACACAAUGUUAUUCUUUUUAAGAUGCACUUUCCACGCUCACUAUUUCCCUGCAUGGGCACAACUCCACGUUGCAUUUUAUUUCCUUGUGAGUUGUUUGUGAUGUCUUCCAGACACUAGACUAAAUGUCAUUUGUGAAUCAUAUUUACUGUAUAGGUCUCAGGUUAGACUCUAAUUCACUAGUAACAAACAAUAAACAUAUGACUAUAUAUAUUUUUUAAAGCUUUAUUUUAAUACCUAAUGUUACUGCUGUCAAAUAAAAACGUGCAGAUAUCA
This is a messenger RNA of Pseudoliparis swirei, 2508 nucleotides long. It is a transcript of the gene pnp6, whose product is annotated as purine nucleoside phosphorylase 6. Lineage: Eukaryota; Metazoa; Chordata; Actinopteri; Perciformes; Liparidae. The transcript has 6 exons. The record is from RefSeq and is a predicted model, not a curated record. Gene Ontology annotation, molecular function: purine-nucleoside phosphorylase activity. The coding region runs from base 227 to 1102 and encodes 291 amino acids. Gene Ontology annotation, biological process: nucleoside metabolic process. Gene Ontology annotation, cellular component: cytoplasm.